Molecule: messenger RNA, 1267 nt
Organism: Aureobasidium subglaciale EXF-2481
Lineage: Eukaryota; Fungi; Ascomycota; Dothideomycetes; Dothideales; Saccotheciaceae
Exons: 2
Coding region: 166-1044 (292 amino acids)
Biological process (GO): glycine import into mitochondrion
Cellular component (GO): mitochondrial inner membrane; mitochondrion
Molecular function (GO): glycine transmembrane transporter activity
Source: RefSeq, a predicted model, not a curated record
CACUUUCUGACGCUAACAAUUCAUUGCAUACCAUACUUUAGCUACGCAACAAAGCUACGCCAACACAUUCUUUAGAAGAGGAAACAACAUGUACUUGACGCCUUGAAGGAAUAACCGGAAAUACACAUUCCCUUUUUUUGAAAUUGUGCCGCAAAGGAAUAGGACAUGACAGAUGGCGGCCAGAAACACAAGUCGUCGGCGGCAUUCCACUUCGCAGCCGGUCUGGGCUCCGGUGUGACAAGCGCCUUCCUCCUCCAACCCGCCGACCUCCUCAAGACCCGAGUGCAACAAUCGCCGAGUGGAUCCCUUUCAAUUGCCCUCAAGACUGUCCUCGCAGGACCUUCUCCAAUCCGGUCGUUAUGGCGCGGCACCACACCCUCAGUGAUUCGCACAGGAGCAGGCUCAGCCCUCUAUUUCGGCAUGCUCAACCAACUACGUCGCGCAACCUCUAUAACAACGACAGGCCUUGAUGGCAAGUCAACCACAAAACUGAGCAAUGGCGCGAAUCUGGCUACAGGAGCUGCGGCACGAGCUUUGGCUGGAUUCGUCAUGAGUCCGGUUACCGUGUUGAAGGUGAGGUAUGAGAGCAGUUUAUACGCCUAUACCUCUCUCUCUUCUGCCGCAAAGGACAUCUUCAAAACCACGGGCGCAAAAGGCUUCUUUGCUGGUUUUGGCGCAACAGCAAUCAGAGAUGCGCCAUACGCAGGGCUAUACGUGCUUUUCUACGAGCAGUCCAAGAUAACCAUCUUUGGACACCUGAACCUCGCAACCCCGAUCUCCAACUUUGGGUCUGGAGUACUAGCGGCGGCAGCAGCGACGGCGGUUACAAAUCCUUUUGACGCUGUUAAAACGCGUCUGCAAUUGCAGCCAGAGAGGUAUAGGAAUGCGGUUUCUGCGGCGAGGAAAAUGAUAGCGGAGGAAGGGGCUAUGUGUUUGUUUGACGGGCUGGGGAUCAGGAUGGCGAGGAAGGCUGUUAGUUCUGCGUUGGCGUGGACGGUGUAUGAGGAGUUGAUCCGGAGGGCGGAGGAGAGGAUUGUGGUGUAGAGCAUAUGACGAUCUUGGCUUCUUCUUUGCAACAUCAGCCUUGGAACAGGGCUGUACAGUUAUGCUCAGGAGUUGUGGACCGGGUGCGAUUGCCGUUUGGAGGUGUGUUUGGGAGUAGCUCUUGCCUGUUUAAAAGUCCACUUUUGGCUGCUGAUGUUUACAGCUCUUGUUCUCUUCACCCAGCCUCUUUCUAUUCGCAACACAAGUUACAAGUUCAUCUUCA